AUGGCAAAGAGAAAGUUGGAGGACACUAAUGAAGCUUCUUCUGAUUUAGCCAAGGACGAGACUGAAUUUACCUCUUUCUCCGAUCGAGAAGAGGAGAAAUUGAAUGGUGAAGGACACGAAGAUGAGCAAGAAAAUAGCGACGAAGAAGAAAGUGACGAAGAAGAAGAAGAAGAAGAAGAAUCUAGACCCACUAAGAAACCAAAGAAACAGCUUUCCGCUCAAGAUGUUCAAGUUGCCAGAGAAACUGCCGAACUCUUCAAGUCAAAUAUCUUCAAAUUGCAGAUUGAUGAAUUACUUAAAGAAAUUAAGAUUAAAGACACACAUGUUGUUAAACUUGAAAAGGUUUUGCAUCGAUUAUAUGAUUUGAUUUCUCAAGUACCUGAAGUUAACGAUUUGUCAUUACAGCAAGUGGAAGCAAUGUUUAAUUCCAAGAAAAUAGUCAUUCCAUUCCCAGAUCCAAAACCUACAAAACUUAAUUACAAAUUUUCAUACUUACGUCCUGAAGAUGUUGCCCUUGUUGGCUCGUUUGGAUUAAAGACUUGUACCACCAGCUCACGCUCAAUUGACGUUGCUUUAACUAUGCCAAAACUGCUAUUCCAACCAAAGGACUACUUGAACUACCGUGCUUUAUACAAACGAGCCUUUUAUUUGACAUAUUUGUCGCAACAAUUAAUUCCAUUGUCAAAGAAAAACAACUUACCUAUAAAGAUAUCUUAUCAUUACCUUAAUGGAGAUGUUUUAAACCCUGUGCUAAGCUUACAAAGUAUUGAAACCGACAACCCCGAAGAUUUACAUUUUAAUAAGACAAAAUUCACUAUAAACUUGAUUGCUGCGCUACCAUUCGGCAACUUUGAAUGUAAGAAGUUAUUACCCGAUAAGAAUUGUAUUCGAGUUCAAACCGAAAAUGAAGAUACCGCAUUACCUCCUACUCCAAUCUAUAACUCAAGUAUUUUGUCCCAAACUUCAUAUGACUACUAUUUGAAGUAUUUGUACACCAUAAAGAAAACCACUGAUGGCUUUAAGGACGCUUGUAUAUUAGGUAGAUUAUGGUUACAACAACGAGGUUUUACUUCUGACAUUAAUAAAGGUGGAUUCGGACAUUUUGAAUUUGCAAUGUUAAUGAGUAUAUUAUUAAAUGGUGGUGGUGUUGAAGGUAAUAAGAUUUUGUUGCAUGGUUUUUCAUCAUAUCAAUUAUUCAAGGGUGUGGUUAAGUAUUUGGCCACCAUGGAUUUAACUAAUGGAUAUUUGUCAUUUAGUAGUUUAAUUGGUGAAAAGACUACUUCAGUAUAUAAAUCUGAAGGUUUUCAAGUUCCUACUGUUUUCGACAAGAAUAUUAAAUUGAAUUUAUUAUGGAAAAUGACCAGAUCUUCAUAUCAAGAAUUACAAACCAAGGCCAAGGAAACUUUGUUAUUACUUAAUGAUGUUGUCACUGACCGUUUCGACUCAAUCUUGUUGCAAAAUUCAAACUUUAACCAAUUGAAAUAUGAUUUGGUUCUUAACUUGACUAUACCUGAUAAGCUCAUUGAAUCGUUCAAUCCAUUGGAAAAGAUUUCCUUCAUUACAUUUGAAAAUUACAUCAAAAACAAAUUGUCUAUUAUAUUGAAAACUGCCUUGGGUGAUAGAAUUAGCUUAGUGCAUAUCGAAAGUGAAGAAACCACCACCACUUUUCCAAUCAACAAGAGAAAACCUAACACUAACAACUCUUCUUACAUAAUUGGAUUAACUCUUAAUGCUGAAGAAUCGGACAAACUCGUGACUAAAGGUCCAAAUAAUGAAGAUAAAGAAGCAGGAUUGAAAUUCAGAUCUUUCUGGGGUUCUAAAGCACAAUUGAGAAGAUUUAAAGAUGGUACUAUCCAACAUUGUGUUGUAUGGACAGCAACCAAUGAACCAAUUGUAUUGACCAUUAUGAAAUAUGUUCUUGAUGUUCAUUUAUACCAGGAUAUUUCUAUGAAUUUAACCAGUGAAAUUACUCACUUUAAUAAUAAAUUGCCGGUUCCAUUAUCUGGUACUAGUACUUCGUUGGCUAAUUUCACCGCAUUAAGAAAUUCAUUUGAACAAUUGAAUAAAGUGAUGGUUGGAUUAGAUUUGCCAUUGAACAUUAAAUCCGUCUUACCUGCUUCGGCUGGAGUAAGAUACACUUCAUUAUUGCAACCAGUUCCAUUUGCUGUUUCCAACCCUGACUUCUGGAAUGAGUGUAUUUUACAAUUCGAAUCUUCUACCAGAUGGCCGGAUGAAUUGAGCACCCUCGAAAAGACCAAGACUGCAUUUUUAUUAAAGAUUAACGAAGUGUUGAAGAAGACCAAUUAUACAUCUUUUAUAACCAAGGAUGAUUCAAUUCCAUACAAUGAGAACAUUUCUUUAUUGAACGUCUUGACUCCAGAAGGAUAUGGAUUUAAAUUUAGGGUGUUAACUGAACGUGAUGAAGUAUUAUAUUUGCGUGCAGUUGAUAAUUCUGGUAAGAACAAGGCGCUUUUACAAGAUGUCUACCUUAAAUUCAAUGCUAAAUACCUUGGGGUUGUUAAACAUACCAGAACAAUCAGUGUAUUGGCUCAGCAUUUUCAUGGAUAUUCUGCCACCGUCCGUUUAUUCAAACAAUGGUUAGACUCACAAUUGCUAUUAAGUCACUUCAGCAAUGAAUUAAUUGAACUAAUUGCUAUUAAACCAUUUGUUGAUCCAGCACCAUAUUCCAUUCCUCAUUCGGUUGAAUCUGGGUUCUUGCAAAUCUUGAACUUUUUAGCUACUUGGAAUUGGAAACAAGAUCCAUUGAUUCUUGAUUUGGUUAAAAGUACUGCUGAUGACAAACUUUCUGAUAAAUUAACAAUCCAAGCUUAUAGAGUAAUCCAAUCUAACUUUGAUAAGAUUAGAAAGUCUGAUCCAUUAGGUUUGAAAACUCAAUUAUUUAUUGGAUCUAAAGAUGAUCCAUCCGGUAUCCUUUGGUCAAAUGAAAUCACUUUGCCUAUAGCUACCAGACUCACUGCAUUAUCACGAGCAGCUAUCAACUUAAUCAAGACUCAAGGAAUCACUGAAUCUAAUCUUGAUUUAAUCUUCACUCCUGCAUUGCACGACUAUGAUUUCGUCAUUCAUUUAAAAUCUUCUGAUUUGACUGUCUCAUCGGGUAUUCUCCCACCAAACACAUUCAAGAACUUAAUCCAACCAUUGACUAGUUUCCCUGAAGAUAUCACCACAAAAUACGAUUUAACGCAAGCAUAUUUCUCCGAAUUAAAUGAUAAAUUUGGUAAUUCUAUCAUAUUCUCGAUCAGGAAGUUCCCAUGUAAUGACAAUGUCAUUUGUGGGUUAUUUAUGCCAGAUCAUCUUUCCAAAAAGAAAUUUAGAGUUAAUUUGGGCUAUAAUGUUAAACCAACCGAAGAUGAACUGGUUAUUAUAAAUAAGGAUGCUAUUUAUGAUCAAAUCAAGAUUAUGGGUGGUGAUUUGAUUAAAAGUAUUGAUAUAAAGAAGUAG
Messenger RNA from Spathaspora passalidarum NRRL Y-27907, 3459 nucleotides. RefSeq names its product rRNA-processing protein (gene UTP22). The transcript has a single exon. The record is from RefSeq and is a predicted model, not a curated record. The coding region runs from base 1 to 3459 and encodes 1152 amino acids. Gene Ontology annotation, cellular component: CURI complex; UTP-C complex; small-subunit processome. Lineage: Eukaryota; Fungi; Ascomycota; Pichiomycetes; Serinales; Debaryomycetaceae. Gene Ontology annotation, biological process: rRNA processing; tRNA export from nucleus.